GCUCUUCACCUGUACUGUGCACGAUCGGUGGUUCGCUCCUCUCCUCAGCAGAAGAGAUUAUUGAGAGUAUUGCGAUUCGCAAGCAGGGAUGUCGGCGUAUUACAAUUGAAAAAGUUUUAUCCGUAUACUAUGCAGUUACAUGGAAAGGUAUUAUUAGGAUGUUUUUAACUGCUAAGAUAUUAACUAUAGGUUGUGUAUACAUGAUGUGAAUGGAUUCAGAAUGAUGAUCUCGUGAGAUAUUAACCAGAUCGAACUGUGUGCGAAAACUUCUCUCCGACAACUCCAUCGAAUAGCUGGCCUUCUUUGUGCCCCAUCUUCGGGGAGGUUGUCACACAACAACCGCCCUCUCCUACCGGAGGCGAUAUUAUGACAGUUUGAAUCCAUCCUGUGUUCUGUUCUCAUCACCAGUGAGUGUGUUGUCUUUUCAUGCUGAUCAAAGAAGAUCUUCAAACUGGAUCAAGAUGGCGACUGGGAUCGCAGCUGCUUCAGACAACAAAAUGGAUCUCUUUAAACUAGUAGCUGCUUUAGAGAAUACCACACCUAACAACCUGUUUGCAUCUGCUGCAAGGCCUAAAACAUCCCAAGAGGAGUUCAAGAGCACAAAGCCGACUAAGAAACAAGCAGAAGAAGAAGAAGGACCAAAAGCUGGUGAUGACAUCACAAUGGAAACAGCUGAGGGAAUCAAAGAUGUGCUCUACGGUCGCAGAUCAUUCACUAUAGAUGAGGAAUGGAAAAAGGCUCCAUUUAUCCGGACUCCUGUAGACGGGCCGUUCCCCUAUGGGCUACUCACACCAAAGGAUAAAGCAAGAGGACUAAUAAUAGCAAUCCAAGCUCAAUUCAUUCAGAAGGUAUUCAGUGGAGGAGAUGAUGGUAUCCAGUCAGCACACGAUCCAGCCAAGGUUGCAGGCCGAUUAAAACUUGUGUAUGAAUGGAAACAGAGGAAGGUAUUUAUUGAAACACUAGCCACAAUCCUAUGGCGGGCAGGAGAGGGAAAGAAAGCCAUUGUUGCUCUAGUCUACCCAGCGUAUGCAGCUCUGCUUUACUCCCAACAAAAGAGACUGGAGCACUUCAUAAAGACAGUGAAAGUGAUAGAGUGUGUAAGUUACAAGCAGGUAACCAAAUUGCUGGAGAAGAAAUUAGGAAUGUUUGAAGACCAAGAUGGAGGAGGUCCUCUAAUGUUCCUUCUCAGUCUCAUCCUCUCCAGACGAAUCCUGAAACUCAAAGAUGACCUGCAGGGUGAGCUACUCUUUACAGAGACAGACCAGUGCAAUCUCUCUCUCAUCAAUCUUAUCUUGAUGGGACAAGCCACACCUUACCUCUUCAACGGCAAACAGGAGUAUGGUCUGGAUGCUAAACCAUUGGAUGUACCUCAGUACGGUAUCGGACAGAGAGCCGAGGUGGGCAUACUUGUGGUCGACAGGCUCGACGGAAAGGAGGCAAAGAAUGCAAAGAAAAUUACAAUCGGGAGCAUGCUGAAGACACCUCUCUUCCCCAUAUGGGUUUUGAGGUUAAAAGGGCGUUACUCGCUCUUCUUCUGUUGCAAUCUGAACCUGAAUCGAGACUGGCGGAGUGAAGCCAAGUUCAACCUCUAUUACUAUACUGGUCAGCGUGAACAAAAAGACGAAGUUAGACUGACGAUCGAUUCCAGACUGAGACUGAUGGAGGAGAAAAAGAAAAAGGAUGAUAAGAAUGUUCCUCUCCUUGAAGAGUGCAUUCAAUCCAGAUGGCCUGGUGCCCACGUAGACUGGAAUGGAGUAUCACCUUUCUUCUAAUUGGCCAAUCACCUAAUGGAGAGGAAUAAACAUACCGCCUGGCUGCGCAAACAAGAAGAAAAUGUUUCUUUGAUCAACGUAUUGGCAGCGUCAUAUUCCUCUACAUAUAUGAUGCAAGGUAUUUAGAAUCAUGUUAAUUUAAUAGAAAUUUCCAUAUAUUUUUCUUAAGAUGUAAUGUACAUUGUAUUUGAUCAUGUAAAUUAGAGUUUACCAUCUCAGCUUGUACAAGGCAGUCCCAGCUGUUUGGGUAUUUGUGUGUGCAUGUUUAAAAUGUAUACAGAUUGAAGUGUAUCAAUCAGAUAUGUGUGUCUUAGGUUUAACCUUUGUACUCAUCAUCUAAAAGAUGUAUCAGGCAUACAAAUUUGAGUAGUCUUUGAAAGCGGACAAUACGCCUACCCCAGUCUCGGUUUUCGACUUGUAGACUGUUUUUUAUGUUUGUAUUUUACUGACUGUAUUAUCAGUUCUGUGCUAUUAUUUCAUACAUGUGUAAUAUAGUAUUAUACCCGGUAAGUUAUAUUUUCCCUUUGGUCGAAAGUGUUGUUUUAUGUGUCGUUUGAUGGCUUUCAGAUGUGUUUCAUAAGUUUUAAAAGAUUCAACGUAAAGACAAAGGAAUUUCAUUAUCCUGAGGCAUUACUUUUUGAAAAGUGGGAACAUUACCUUGACAUAGUAGAGAGUAUUGUAAUUUUCUCUUCAGUACUUGAAAGUCUCUGCAAUCAUCUUAAAAUUCACAUUUUUCAGUGGUAAAUGUCACGCCAUGUGACACUGAUGGUUAAAGGUCAUAUACAGCUUUGGAAAGCCCACAAAAAAUUUGAUCAAUUUAAAAAAAAUUAGUUGAUAAAUAUGAAGAUACAAGCAAGGUAGCAAUACUAAGCUGCUGCAAAUCUCUUUUUAUUUCUCUUCAAAUGAGAUAUGGAUCGAAUGAGAGAUAGAAAAUAAUUUAGGACAGCAACCUGUAGAAUGGUAGGGGUCACUUUGUGUGGCUAUUCUAGGUAUGCAAUGUUCCUGUACUUUGCGAGUCUCUUGUAGAAACAUGCUGAAAGUCAUUCUCCUUGCUACUGUUUUAACCAUGUCAUUGGCAGUACCGUUGUCAUGCUCUUUGUCAUGAACUUUAUUUUUUAAAUAUGUAAGAUUGUAUCGGCAAUGGUCAAUCUUUGAUCUUUGUAAUUUUUAUUAAAUAUCUAUUCUUAUAAUCUGGUAUAUGUUGGUUUUUACAAAGUCGAAACCACCGACAUAUAUAUUUAUUUCUGCAUGAUAGUGCAAUAUCUUUGUGCCAUACUUGAACACAUCUUUUGCUAUGCACUUGUGAACAAUCAAUUAGCAAAUUUUGAUCAAAUAAGUAAAAAGGUAAAUCAAGCGAUAUAAUAGGUUGAUCAAAUGUGAUCAAUGUUGAUGAAUUGCCUUACAAUGUCAAAAAAGUUAUGUUUUUCUGAAUAUGUUCAUCAUUCCAUAGUUUUGCAGUAAUUUCCUUGUGCUAUUCACAUAUUUUUUGUAUGCAAAUUUGGACAAGCUCUUUAACCAAAUAUCAAACAAAGUUUGAUAAAAUGAGGAAAACUGGUGAAUCAAGGGAUUUCAAAGGUUGAUCAAGUAAGAUCAAGCUAGAUAACACAUUGUCUUACAAUGUGAACAAUAUUAUGCUUUCUAAUUAUGUUUGUCAUUUUGUAAUUUUGUUGUACUUUCCAUAAUCAUGUAAUUAAUGAAAUUUUCUGCUCUUGCCAAUUCAGAUACUUUUUGUAAUGUUGCCAUGAGAACUGUCUCAAUAUGCAAUAAUUGAUGAAAUGAUUUUCAAAUUAUGUAUUUAAUUUAAAAAAUUGUGCUAAUCAGUAUAUUCUUCAUCUUGUUUUAUGAAAUCUAUUUAUAUUCCUAUUCUGUAUCCAUCUGUAAUCAGCCAUAGCUGUAUUGUUAUAAACAUUCCAAUACAAAUGAAUAUAUAACCCUUAUUUAAUGGUGUAACAUUAUAACCACUUUUACCUCUUCUAUGGUGUCAUUAUGUUAAAUUGAAAUUCUAGUUUCAAGAACGCUUUCCAUAGACAUGUUUGAUAUAAGUUGUAACCCAUUUAAAGUCUUUUAUAUAAUACUUCAAUUGUGUCCAACAGGUCUAUUAACAUUCAAGGUCGGUCUGAAUAUUCUUUUCAUACACUGUCGCUCAUAUAGUUAGAAUAUUUUUUUUUUACCUCAAUUUAUGGAACUAUU
Molecule: messenger RNA, 3962 nt
Organism: Strongylocentrotus purpuratus (purple sea urchin)
Lineage: Eukaryota; Metazoa; Echinodermata; Echinoidea; Camarodonta; Strongylocentrotidae
Gene: mindy4b
Product: inactive ubiquitin carboxyl-terminal hydrolase MINDY-4B
Exons: 13
Coding region: 462-1772 (436 amino acids)
Biological process (GO): protein K48-linked deubiquitination
Molecular function (GO): K48-linked deubiquitinase activity; cysteine-type deubiquitinase activity
Source: RefSeq, a predicted model, not a curated record